AUGGCAGGGACAGGGAAAUCAACAAUAUCCCAAACAGUUGCAAGCCGUCUUCAAGCGCAGCAGCUUCUCGGGGCGAGCUUCUUCUUUCGGAGAGGCGAAGAGGACAGAGAAACAGCAAAAAAGCUUUUUCCAACAUUGACCGAGCAACUGGUCAUCGGCAUACCUCAAAUGCUGCCUCGAGUUCAGAGGGCAAUUGAGGAUGACCCGAAUAUUUCGGAAAAGGUGUUGAGGGAACAAUUUGAACGACUUCUACUGGAUCCACUAUCUGGAAUUGAGCAGCGAGAAGAGAUCACAAGAAGAGUGAUCGUGAUUGAUGCUCUAGAUGAAUGCGAUUCAGAAGACGAUAUAAGGAUUAUUCUCCGGCUCUUGCCACGAGUUCAAAAGUCAACUUCCGUACAACUACGGUUUUUAUUGACAAGCAGACCUGAGUUGCCGAUCAGGCUGGGCUUCGAAGGGAUCACCGAUGCCCAUCAGGAUUUGGUCCUACACGAGAUCGAAGAGCCAGUGAUAGCGCAUGACAUAUCCUUGUAUUUUGAGGAUCAGUUCCUGCGCCUAAAGCAGAGGCGCUCAUUGCCACCAGAUUGGCCCGGAGCUGCAGCCACCAAGAUAUUGGUUGAUAGGGCCGUCCCUUUGUUCAUUGCAGCUGCUACCGUAUGUCGUUUUAUCGGUGAUGCAAAAUGGAACCCUCAAAAGCGACUGGAAGCGAUAUUGACAGACCAAUCAACCUAUGUGUCCAAGAUGGACAGCACAUAUAUUCCCGUGCUAAAGCAACUUCUCACUGGACAGAAUAAAACAGAGUCAUGGGAAUUACUUAAAGAGUUCAAGGAGGUAGUUGGGGUGAUCAUUAUUCUUGCCACUCCGCUCUCGAUCAACUCCCUAAGCCACCUAAUAGACAGAGAGUCAGAUGAUGUCAAAUGUCGAUUAGACCAGCUCCACUCGGUGCUCAGUGUACCAAACAAUCUCGACACACCAGUCAGGCUCCUCCAUCUGUCAUUCCGAGAUUUUCUUUUGGAUCGCCACAAAGACAAAAGCAAAUUCUGGAUCGAUGAAAAAUAUACAAACCAGUGUCUUGCAGAACGAUGCCGUCAGAUCAUGCAGGACAGCCUGGAGAAAAACAUCUGCAAACUGCCAAGCGAAGGCACGCAAAGGAAUGAAAUUAGCGAUGGUUCGAUUCAGCAUUAUAUACCUCCCCCACUGAAAUACGCCUGUCGAUACUGGGCGCAUCAUCUGUUACAAUGCACGGACUUGUCUGGCAUGAUGCACAAUGCUUAUUUAUUUCUCCAGGUGCACUUUUUGCACUGGGUGGAAGCAAUGAGCCUACUGGGCCUUACGUCAGAAGUAUCAGGUAUUCUUGAUCGCCUUCAAACGUCCACAUCGGGUAACGACUCUUCCCUGAUUUCGGAUUUCCUUCACGAUGCAAAGCGCUUUGUUCUGAAAAAUCACCAGAUAGUUGAUCAGGCCCCCCUUCAAGUUUAUUGUGCAGGACUUAUAUUUGCACCCCGAACGGGGAUAAUCCGUAGAGAGUUCAAGCGGUCGCUUCCUACUUGGAUAUGUCAGUUACCACAAGUUGAGGAAGGAUGGAGCGCGCUCACCCAGACCCUCGAAGGCCAUUCCGGUUGGGUUUCUUCAGUGGCCUUCUCGCCCGACGGCCGCCUGCUGGCGUCCGGCUCUGACGAUCAGACAGUGCGGCUCUGGGACCCGGCGACGGGCGCGCUCACCCAGAGCCUCGAAGGCCAUUCCAGUUGGGUUGGAUCGGUGGCCUUCUCGCCCGACGGCCGCCUGCUGGCGUCCGGCUCUGGGGAUAAGACAGUGCGGCUCUGGGACCCGGCGACGGGCGCGCUCACCCAGACCCUCGAAGGCCAUUCCAGUCUGGUUCAAUCGGUGGCCUUCUCGCCUGACGGCCGCCUGCUGGCGUCCGGCUCUGGUGAUCAGACAGUGCGGCUCUGGGACCCGGCGACGGGCGCGCUCACCCAGACCCUCGAAGGCCAUUCCAGUCUGGUUCAAUCGGUGGCCUUCUCACCCGACGGCCGCCUGCUGGCGUCCGGCUCUAGUGAUCAGACAGUGCGGCUCUGGGACCCGGCGACGGGCGCGCUCACCCAGACCCUCGAAGGCCAUUCAGAUUUGGUUCGAUCGGUGGCCUUCUCGCCCGACGGCCGCCUGCUGGCGUCCGGCUCUGGUGAUCAGACAGUGCGGCUCUGGGACCCGGCGACGGGCGCGCUCACCCAGACCCUCGAAGGCCAUUCCAGUCUGGUUCAAUCGGUGGCCUUCUCACCCGACGGCCGCCUGCUGGCGUCCGGCUCUUGGGAUAAGACAGUGCGGCUCUGGGACCCGGCGACGGGCGCGCUCACCCAGACCCUCGAAGGCCAUUCCAGUCUGGUUCAAUCGGUGGCCUUCUCGCCCGACGGCCGCCUGCUGGCGUCCGGCUCUGGUGAUCAGACAGUGCGGCUCUGGGACCCAGCGACGGGCGCGCUCACCCAGACCCUCGAAGGCCAUUCCAGUCUGGUUCAAUCGGUGGCCUUCUCACCCGACGGCCGCCUGCUGGCGUCCGGCUCUUGGGAUAAGACAGUGCGGCUCUGGGACCCGGCGACGGGCGCGCUCACCCAGACCCUCGAAGGCCAUUCAGAUUUGGUUGAUUCAGUGGCCUUCUCGCCCGACGGCCGCCUGCUGGCGUCCGGCUCUAGUGAUCAGACAGUGCGGCUCUGGGACCCGGCGACGGGCGCGCUCACCCAGACCCUCGAAGGCCAUUCCGGUUGGGUUUCUUCAGUGGCCUUCUCGCCCGACGGCCGCCUGCUGGCGUCCGGCUCUAGUGAUCAGACAGUGCGGCUCUGGGACCCAGCGACGGGCGCGCUCACCCAGACCUUCGAAGUUGAAGGGGAAGUCACUACGCUCGAAUUUUCCCAUAGCGGUUUAUAUCUCCACACCAACUUAGGCGCCCUUUACAUCCAAUCUAGGUGUGACAUUCCUAAGUCUGAUCCACGUCAUGCAACUCCAGACAUCUCUAUUGAGCAGAGCCAAUGGAUAGCAUUGAAUGGUAGAAGGGUCCUGUGGCUUCCGAUCGAGUCUCGGCCCAGCUGUUUCAAGAUAAACGGUAAUGUACUUGCCCUGGGACACUUAUCAGGACGGAUUUCCUUUGUUGGGUUUUGUAUGUAG
Molecule: messenger RNA, 3150 nt
Organism: Penicillium soppii
Lineage: Eukaryota; Fungi; Ascomycota; Eurotiomycetes; Eurotiales; Aspergillaceae
Product: 40S ribosomal RACK1 domain-containing protein
Exons: 2
Coding region: 1-3150 (1049 amino acids)
Biological process (GO): rescue of stalled cytosolic ribosome; positive regulation of protein phosphorylation
Cellular component (GO): cytosol; nucleus
Molecular function (GO): translation regulator activity; ribosome binding; protein kinase C binding
Source: RefSeq, a predicted model, not a curated record